This is a messenger RNA of Harmonia axyridis, 8999 nucleotides long. It is a transcript of the gene nej, whose product is annotated as histone acetyltransferase p300. NCBI's taxonomy places the organism in Eukaryota, Metazoa, Arthropoda, Insecta, Coleoptera, Coccinellidae. Gene Ontology annotation, cellular component: transcription regulator complex; histone acetyltransferase complex; nucleus. The transcript has 23 exons. Gene Ontology annotation, biological process: positive regulation of transcription by RNA polymerase II. The record is from RefSeq and is a predicted model, not a curated record. Gene Ontology annotation, molecular function: chromatin DNA binding; transcription coactivator activity; histone acetyltransferase activity. The coding region runs from base 502 to 7908 and encodes 2468 amino acids.
GCCAUAUUGAGUGUUGGAGAUAGCGUUCAAUUUCGUAUCAAUUCUUGAAAUUGUGGCGUCUAAUGUUGAUAGAGGAACAUUUUCGCGUAAAUUGUACGUUGAGAUUGUUUAGGGAAACAUAAUUUUGACCGAUGUUUGUUAUAAAAGUGUGUAUAAGUGCCAAACCUAAGUAAUUCUCUUUGAGAUCAUUGUGCGGUUUCGACAGAAGAUGGUGAGAGGCAACCGUGAAGUAUAGUCGACCAAUCUCAUUACUGAUAGUUCAUGAUGGCCGAUGGUUGACUAUUGUUUAAUAAAUAUGUGCCUUGUGAGAUGCAUCGGCUAUCGAACACUCUGUAUAUUGACUUUUUGGCGCCUUUUCUUUUAUAUUUUCGCAAAUAAAGUAAAUGUUUUAUGUUGAAAGUACGAUAAAUAGUGAUUACUAGUUUACUAAUUCGGUAAGCCGUAGCAUUGGGCCAGCGCUCGGCUCUGGCUUGGUAAACAGCAGAUUACAACUAUUUUGCUAUGGCUGAUCAUCUUGUGGAUGGACCGCCAAAUGCAAAGCGGCCCAAAUUGGAUGCCUUUCAGGGCUCUACAGAUACUUCAGCUUACAACAACUAUGGCCUGAGCUCCAGACAAGGUAUGACACCUCCACUUGGUGGUAGCCUUUCCAACUCGCUGCAGCAUUGGAGCAAUUAUCAUCCACAAAAUGUUUUAUCUAAUAUGGACAUGUUCGAUUUGGAGAACAAUUUACCUGAUGAGCUCAUGUCUUCGUCCAGCUGGGGUAUUACAGACAACAUGGGUACAAGUAAGCCUCCAGCUCAAGGACCAGGUCCUGGUAAUAUGCAAAACGGAAUGGACUCAAAUGAUAAUUCAGCAAACUCGAAUCUUAGACAGAUGCAGCUUAACCAUAUACUACAACAGAAUAAACAAAACCUUGUUGGAAACGCCCUGGCAAUGGCGGGAGCCCAAUUGGGCAAUAAGAGUCCCAAUUUACAAUCUGCACCUAAUGUUUCUGUUGCCAAGGGCGUAGUUGAUCAAAUGAACCUCGGUAGUCUGCCUUCUAGCAUUGCAAACAAUUCAGGCUUGCAAUCUAUGGCAAACAACGGCAGUUCUUCACAAGUUAUGAGUUCCAUGCAACAAGGAAUGAACAAUAACGCCAGUGGAAAUAUGAUUAUGACAAAUAGUAAUAUGGGUUCCUUGACUGGAAUGGCUGGUGGUGGUCUUGUGGUAAGCAGUAGUAGCAUAAAACAAGGGCCUCUCUCAAAUGCUACCAACAUGCAGGCACCCAGCCAGCAACACCAUCCUGGUCAUUCAGUACCACCGAUUAUUCAAGAAAAAAGAGAUUUUCAGUAUGAAAUCCUCAUGUUACAGAAUAUGCAAAACGGACCACUCAUGAACAGAGUAGCAAUAGAGCAACAUUUGAACACUCGCGCCCAAAGACCCCACGGUGUAGCAACCAGAAUGCAGCCCCCAAAUCUCAUACAAAUGGGACCAUUGUCCCAAAGUUUACCUGUAAAUACUCCAUAUUCUUAUCCAAACCCCACACAAGGACCGCAAGGUGUUCAAGUAGGGGGGAACAUUGCUACUCCUCAGCAUCUAAACAGAAUUGGUAUUGCCCAACGAUUUGGUGGACCAACAGCGGUCGGAAAUCAAACAGUGGGCGAAGGAGGCAUUGCUCAGACGCAGCCUCCAGCACCUUCUCCAGCACAACCUCAAUCUGGUGCUCCUAGCAGUUCCCAACCUGGGCCUCAAGCUGCCACGCAAAAUCCACAAGGAGCACCUCCUCCAUCCAGUGACCCAGAGAAAAGAAAAUUGAUUCAACAGCAACUUGUUUUGCUUCUACAUGCACAUAAAUGUCAAAGACGGGAAUCUCAAGCAAAUGGUGAAAUAAUCAAUCCAUGUACGCUGCCACAUUGUAAGACAAUGAAAAACGUAUUGAAUCACAUGACCACCUGUCAAGCAGGGAAAAGUUGCUCAGUUGCACAUUGCAGUUCAUCGAGACAAAUUAUCAGUCAUUGGAAACAUUGCAUUAGGAAUGAUUGUCCAGUUUGUCUGCCUCUGAAACAAGCUGAUAAGAGUAGAAAUAACCAAAAUGCUGCAACGGCUCAAGCUAAUAUUCCACAGAACAACCCUCCUGCCACAGUUGCCAAUCAAAGUCCAGAUCUGAGAAGGGUCUGCGACACAUUGGGAAUACAAUACUCGACGGCUAUGUCUUUGUCCUCUGCUUCCCCGAGCUUGAUGACCAAUUCGACGCAAAGACCAAAUAUACGAUUACAAGGAGGACCUCUGUCGUUAGGGGGACAAAAUAUGGGUAAUGUAGGUGCCGUUAGAGUGAUGAACCCUCAGGUUCAGGUUAUCCCUAGCGUGAACGUAAGUCAACCUCUGAGCAGUGAUCCUUCAUCCAAUACAUCUCAGACGACAUCAUCACAAUCGACGAGCAUGCAGCAGGGUGUCAGUAACGUUAUGUUUGGUUUGACAUGUAGCGGAGAGUCGCUUUCACAAAAUUUGGUCAGUCAGCUCCCUCCCGGUAUCCAAGCUGGACAAGUAACGGCAAAUCCAGUUCAAGGUACAAAAGAAUGGCACCAGUCUGUGACACCGGAUUUGAGAAAUCAUUUAGUGCACAAAUUAGUCCAAGCUAUUUUUCCGACUCCCGAUCCACAGGCGAUGCUCGAUAAGAGAAUGCAUAAUUUGGUUGCAUACGCUCGGAAGGUGGAAGGUGAUAUGUACGAGAUGGCCAAUUCUAGGUCGGAGUAUUAUCAUCUGCUGGCCGAAAAGAUUUAUAAAAUACAAAAAGAGUUAGAGGAGAAGAGGAUCAAAAGGAAGGAACAACAGAUGCAACAGCAACAAGUACCCAAUCAGCAACAGGUUCAGCAGCAAACUCAACAGCAACAACAGCAGCAGCAGCAACAACAACAGACGAUUAGAGCAGGACUAUCUGGUGUAGUGAAUGUGGGCGUUGUUCCGAUGUCUGUAGGUGUGUCUGGCAUUCCCAGUGGUAUGGCGCAACAAUCAAAUAUGAGAAGUUGCUCUCCUAGUGGUACGAAUCGUUUGGCUCAAUUGCCUAACCAACAACAAGGAAAUCGAUUGUUAUAUCCCAUUCAACAACAAUCGAAUCAAACACAGCAGCAAAACCAACAAAAUCAGCAACAAAACGUUAGUUUACCAGGCCCAAGUCCGACUUCUUCUAAUACCUCGGGAAUAGCCGGUAUGUCCCCAUUCAGCUUACCAUCUUCAAUGAGUCAAACUGGUAGUGUUCCUACACCAAACAACAAUCAGUUCCAACAAACUGUCAGCAACGGUCCCUCGAGCUUACCAUUAGCCUCGCCUGUGGGUUCUAAUAAUUCCCAACAGAACCAGUUCAAUGACUCUUUGAAAAAUAGGCUGGCACCUUCACCUUCACCCCUUUCUAUGCAACAACAACAACAACAGAAUAUGCAGCAAUCGAAUCAACAACAAAGUCAAGUCAAUAAUGCCAAUAGUGCUCAAAAUUUGCAAUCGAGAAUGGACACAACGCCGGUUCCUACACCACAUCCUCCAAGUACAGGUCCUAAAUCGGUGAACUCCUCCAGGGGGCCAUCACCAGCCCCUGCAACUCCUAUUCAGUCAUCACCAGCCACAGCCUCUAGUUUAGGUAAAGGUAUGAGCAGCGCCGAACGAGCCGCUAUGAACGCCCCAAGGCAAUCUUCAGCGUCAUCACAACUGGCAGCCAUAAUGGCCGCUCACGAUCGUGACGAGGAUUCUCCGUCACCGUCCAACGGCCGUGGUGGUAAGCUGGAUCAGAUCAAGACGGAAGAAACGCCGAUCGAUGUUAAACAGGAAGUAGUCGACGAUGCCGAUGUCAGUCAAGAUGGCGGCAAAAACAUGAAGAACGAUUAUUCCAGUGCCGACUUUAAAACUGAAUUCAAGACUGAGAUGUGCUCAGAAACUGGAAAUCGCGGAGAAUCGGCUGGAGGAACUGAUGGCAGUAUGGAUGUUAAGGUUAAAGAGGAACCGGGAGAAUCUUCUGCAGAUAUUAAGCCUAAUGUGAAUGAUAUUCCUCUGGUACCUAUAUCAUCCUCUUCUGACGGAAAACCUAGGAAGUGCAUUUUCCAACCUGAUGAGUUGAGGCAGAAACUUAUGCCCACAUUGGAGAAACUCUAUAGGCUAGAUCCUGAAAGUAUGCCUUUCAGAGUACCUGUUGAUCCACAAUCAUUAGGCAUACCGGAUUAUUUAGAGAUUAUAAAGAAGCCAAUGGAUUUAUCCACAAUCAAAAAGAAGUUGGAUAUGAAUCAGUAUACGGAUCCUUGGGAAUAUGUGGAUGAUGUUUGGUUGAUGUUUGAUAACGCUUGGUUAUACAACAGAAAAACGAGCAGAGUUUACAGAUAUUGCACUAAGUUAUCGGAGGUGUUUGAACAAGAAAUCGAUCCUGUUAUGCAGUCAAUGGGAUACUGUUGUGGAAGAAAAUACACAUUCAACCCACAAGUAUUGUGUUGCUUUGGCAAGCAACUCUGCACUAUACCAAAAGAUGCAAAGUAUUAUUGCUACCAGAAUGGCUUGAAUGCGCUAGGUUUAGGAUCAGAUAAAUAUACAUAUUGUCAAAAGUGUUUUAACGACAUUCAAGGAGAUACUGUCACUAUUGGCGAUGACCCUAGCCAAGCUCAAACUGCCAUUAAAAAAGACCAAUUCAAAGAAAUGAAGAACGACCAUUUGGAGAUGGAAGCCUUCGUUCAUUGUACAGACUGCGGAAGGAAGCUGCAUCAGAUAUGCGUAUUACACAAUGAAAACAUAUGGCCGCAAGGCUUCACUUGUGAUGAGUGUUUAAUGAAGAAAGGACAGAAACGUAAGGAGAACAAGUUUAAUGCCAAAAAGUUGCAAACCACUAAGUUAGGCGUUUACAUCGAAACACGGGUCAACAAUUACCUCAAGAAGAAAGAGGCCGGUGCGGGCGAAGUUCAUAUUCGCGUGGUAUCAAGUUCAGACAAGGUUGUGGAAGUGAAACCUGGCAUGAGGAGUAAGUUUGUCGAAAACGGCGAAUUGAGCGGUGAAUUCCCAUAUCGCGCGAAAGCUCUAUUCGCCUUCGAGGAGGUGGACGGAGUGGACGUUUGCUUUUUCGGCAUGCACGUGCAAGAGUAUGGUUCGGAGUGCCCGCAUCCGAACACUCGUCGCGUUUACAUCGCCUACUUGGACUCUGUGCACUUUUUCAAACCGCGACAAUUCAGGACUGCUGUCUAUCAUGAGAUACUGCUAGGUUAUAUGGACUAUGUAAAGCAAUUAGGAUAUACGAUGGCGCAUAUAUGGGCGUGCCCGCCGUCUGAGGGUGACGACUAUAUAUUCCAUUGUCAUCCCCCAGAUCAAAAAAUACCCAAGCCCAAGAGAUUGCAAGACUGGUACAAGAAGAUGCUCGACAAGGGUAUCAUUGAACGAAUUGUUUUUGAUUACAAGGAUAUACUUAAACAAGCAAUGGAGGAAAAUCUGAGAUCAGCGGCAGACCUUCCGUAUUUUGAGGGAGAUUUUUGGCCUAAUGUUCUAGAGGAAAGUAUAAAAGAAUUGAAUCAAGAGGAAGAAGAGAAGAGGAAACAAGCCGAGGCUGCGGAGGCUGCUGCUAAUGCGAUAUUUUCCUUAUCCGAAGAUAGUGAAACUGGGCCCGAUGGCAAAAAAAAGGGUCAGAAAAAAGCCAAAAAGAGCAAUAAAUCCAAAGCAAAUCAAAGAAAAAAUAGUAGUAAGAAAUCAAAUACUCCACAGACGGGAAAUGAUCUUUCCGCUAAAAUUUUCGCAACCAUGGAAAAACACAAAGAGGUAUUCUUUGUUAUUAGGCUUCACUCUGUUCAAUCUGCUGCAAGUUUAUCGAAAAUUCAAGACCCUGAUCCAUUUAUUCAAUGCGAUCUUAUGGAUGGUAGGGAUGCCUUUCUUACAUUGGCCAGAGAAAAACAUUACGAAUUCUCGUCUUUGCGGAGAGCUAAGUACAGCACCAUGUCAAUGCUUUACGAAUUACAUAAUCAAAGUCAAGAUAAAUUCGUGUAUACUUGUAACAACUGCAAGGCACAUGUGGAGACUCGAUACCAUUGCAAAGUCUGCGAUGAUUUCGAUCUUUGUCUGCAGUGUUACGAAAAGGAUGGCCAUCCUCACAAGAUGGAGAAACUUGGUUUCGAUUUGGAUGAUGGUUCAUCUCCAAGUGAUUCAAAACUUGCCAAUCCCAAUGAAGCGAGGAAACUUUCUAUACAGAGGUGCAUUCAUUCUUUGGUGCACGCUUGUCAGUGUAGGGACGCUAAUUGCCGGUUAACAAGUUGUUUGAAGAUGAAACGAGUUGUUACACAUACUAAGAUGUGCAAGAGAAAAACCAACGGAGGAUGCCCCAUUUGCAAGCAACUCAUCGCGCUUUGCUGUUACCACGCCAAGCAUUGUACAGAGACCAAAUGCCCUGUGCCUUUCUGUUCGAACAUAAAGCAUAAGCUCAAGCAACAACAACUGCAGCAGCGUUUACAGCAGGCCCAACUAUUGAGACGCCGUAUGGCUGUAAUGAACACCAGAACUAUGCCGCAGGGUGCUGCUGCAGCCCUCCCCGGUACCAAUAACGUCGCCAUGAGUCCUGCUGGUGUUCAAUCUGUCGUUCCGGGUGCAGUCAGUCCUGCCAACACCAUGAAUGUGAUGGGCCUGGGUAACACGGGUCUGGGAUUACCAUCACCUCACCAACCGGGUGUCGGCUUGAAGCCGGGCACGCAGACUCCUCCAGCUAACGUAAUGCAGGUGGUCAAGCAGGUACAAGAAGAGGCGGCCAGACAACAAGCGCCUCACGUCGGUUUUGGUAAAGUAAAUCCCGGAGGUGGAAUGCAAGGGCAGAACAUGCCGCCUCCUCAAAUUCGAUCUCUAAGCCAUGUUGGACCAGCUCAAGGUGGAAAUUUAUUGUCUAUGGACCAAUGGCAGCGUUAUCCGGGUGGAGUUGGCCAAGGUAUAAGACAACAAGGACCUCAAAUAAUGCAAUCUCAGAACACAAUCGGGCAACAAGCAAUGCAAGGACAGCAAGCUGGUAUCAGGUCUACUGGUGCCGGACCACAAAAUCCAAAUGCAAUGAUGCAGAAACAAGCUUUACAACAAUUGAUGUUGACACUUAGAUCACCUCAAUCUAACGAACAGCAGGCUCAAAUUCUUCAAAUUUUGAAGUCUAAUCCACCUUUGAUGGCCGCUUUUAUUAAGCAAAGACAACAACAACAACAGGCUGGAGGCACAGUGAGUGGAGCUGCACCUCAACAACUGCAACAUAUGCUCAGUCAACAAAAUCCUGCUGCCCAACAACAUCAGAACAGGUUGCAACUCCAAGGUGGGAUGUUGAAUCAAGGUCCAAAUCCUAAUUUGAAUCAAGGUCCUCAAGGCCAAUCACUGCCAAGCCAGCAACAUUGGCUUAAACAUCAACAAAUGCUAGCAAUGCAGCAGAGGACGCAGCAACAGCAACACCAAGGUCAACAGUUGCAGCAAACUUUUCAACAGCCGAGUGCGCCUCCUUCCUAUCAACGACUUCCAGCCAUAAGGCAACCGCACAUGGGUUAUAACAAUUCCUUCACAGAUCAAUCGUACUCUCCCAUGCAAGGAUUGAAACCUACUCCUCCAAAUGUACAAAGUCCCCAAGGAGUGAUGGGUCCCCCUCCUAUAUCGUCCUUGCAGCAGCAACAACAGCAGCUGAUGCAGAGUGUUCGAAGUCCGCCACCUAUACGAAGCCCAACUCCUAGCCCUUCAUCCAGACCUAUGCCUAGUCCGAGGAAUCAAGCAAUACCAAGUCCACGAGGACCACAGCAAUCUCCACACGAUAUAGCUACGACAGAAAUGCUUCUAGGCCAGAACCAUGCAGGAAGUGGUCUUCAUCCGCAUCCUUCGCCAGUAGGUUCUGGUCAAGAAGUGGGUGAUUCCACCACCAUGACGCCUCAGGAUCAAUUAAGCAAAUUUGUAGAACAGCUUUAGUGGUGAGUUAAGGCUCGGGCGAUAUAAUCCUGAGAAGAAAGAAUCAUUAGUGAGAAAAAAUUGCAUUGGAUAAACCCACAACGGAUGUGUGUUGUGGGUAGGGAACAAAAUGCAUUUCGACUUUGUUGAGAAGAAACAUUGACUGAAUUGGUCAUAAAUAGAGCAGCCGCUGUAUAGCUUUGCCUUAGUUGAGGAAACUUUUAAUGACAAGAAAAUAAAGUGUAACUGUACAUAGAUUAUGUAGAAUAUGAAAGACUGGAAAAUUUUUAUUAUCAAAGUGUAAAUAUGUUUAAAAUAGCAGAUUUGUAUAUUAUAUACAUACAUUAUAAAUACCUUAUACAUAAUUAUGAAAAUAUAAAAUUAGCGAUAUGUUUACCUAAUUUAGGAUAUAAAAGAUACCCAAAAGUAUUGGCUUUUUGAGGCUGUGCUCUUAACUUAAAUGGAUUGUUACCUACUCAAGGGAGGCGGAUGACGGAAGGGUUGAGCUAUGCGCGUGCUGCUGGUGACUUUGAAUUGUUUUUUUUUUUAACACAACUCUGUAUUCUACCGCGAAAGUGACCACGGUUAGUGUAUAGCUAUUUUUACCGAGACUGUUGGUGUCGUGUCGGUAGCUAUUGUGAUGGGACCGAAUGGUUCCCGUUUGUUUUUAUAUAUAAUAUAUAUAUAUUUAUAAUUUAUAUAUCGUCUUGUUUUUGUGUGUUUCUACAUUCCACGCCAGUGUGGAGUGGUGCUGGCAUCCUGACAAUCUUGACCCUGCCAGUGCAAUACUUACACUACACUCCCUCCUAAUUUAUUAUCGAUCAUCAUUCGUGUAGAUUAACUAGUGUUAAGUAUUAUAUAAAAACAAAUAAAAAUGAUUCAACAAAUACAUUACCUUCAAUUUUCAUUAUAGAUAAAAUUUUUAUUUUUAUUAAUAAGAGUUUUAUUUUGUUUUAUUUUUUUUUUGACCUUGUAGAGAGCAGUCCAAAUUGAGUUCAAAUCAUCGAAGCUAAAUUAUUUGUAUUUAAUUUAUUGAUAAAUUCAAUUGAUGAUGUUGAUAUACAAUAGUCAACUUCUGGAAUAAUGAAUAUUAAAAUUAUUCUUUAUUAUAA